AUGACAAACGCGGCAGGCAACAAACGCAAGCGCACUCUCACUCUCGCCAACGGAGAUGAUGUCGACUUGACUGUUAAAAUCUCGACAUGUGAUGAAGAUAUCGUCGAAGCCAUGCGGCUCCGCAUCAUUGAGCUCGAAGACCAGGUCGCUGAGGCGUUGCCGGCUGCUAAGCGGCAGAAGACCAAUGCCGGCAAGGCCCAGCCUGUCUCCGAAGCGCCUCCCGCCGCAUCUGGCUCCAAGACCGCCGCUGCCCCAGCAAUGUCCAAGGCGGACGAGAAAAAGCUCAAGGCACAGAUUAAGAAGCUCUUCGACGGACUCAAAAAGCAGUGCAAAUCUGCGGAUUGCAAGUUCCAAGGAUCGCGAAAGAGCGUCAAGCUAGAUGAGGUGCUGGAGAAGGACGAGUUCGACGCGAUCUUCAAGACCGGUGAUGGCGAGCUUGGCACGCUCAUCCAGCCUACCCCGACCAACAAACCAACGUCGACUGUGACCAUCAUCGAGUACUCUGGAGCAGACGCUCGGGAUCUCCUCACGAACGGAGGCGCAAACCUGGGCCAGCUUAAGGGUACGCGCUGGAGCAUUGGAGGCGGCCGGAGUUUCCGGAAGUCGGAGAAGCUCGGCGCAUGCGAUGUAGAGAUUGACUUUCUCGAGGUGCAAUACUCGCGCAACACGAUGAAGUGCACGCUCAAGUUCGAGGUAUCCGAAGUGGGCACCUGCGGCGCUGUAUAUGGUGCGUCGCACAAGUCGCGUGGCUUUGGCGGCUUUGGCAUGAACCGCGGCUUCUUCUUUUGA
This is a messenger RNA of Epithele typhae, 789 nucleotides long. RefSeq lists its product as uncharacterized. The record is from RefSeq and is a predicted model, not a curated record. NCBI's taxonomy places the organism in Eukaryota, Fungi, Basidiomycota, Agaricomycetes, Polyporales, Epitheliaceae. The transcript has 6 exons. Bases 1 to 789 code for a protein of 262 amino acids.